AUGCCCGAGUGUAGGCCCCCUCGCAUCACCCAUCGAUUUUGUUUGAGGCAUGUUUGUUCAAAUGUCAACGCCAAGUUUAAGAGCAUUGUGGUGAAAGAUUUUUGUUACGAUGCUGGAAAACAAUCUCAGGUUUGGAAGCUGAACCGGUAUUUGGACAAGAUUGGGGAGGAAAAUCCCAAUGCACACAGAUACUUGAUGAACAUGGAUCGAGAAAAGUGGACUUUAGCACAUGAUGGAGGGUCUCGACGCGGUCAGUUGACGACCAACUUGUCCGAGUCCAUCAAUGGUGCUUUGAAAGGUGCUCGUAAACUGCCUGUCACAGCUAUUGUGGAUUUUACAUUUCAUCGAGUGGUUAAGCACUUUAUUAAUCGAGUAGCGAAAGGUAAUAAUUGGGAGCAAUCGGGACAACGAUGGGCCGAAUUUCCAUUGAAGAAGUUCAAAUUAUGGGAGGAACAUUCGACGACCCAUUACAUGAGAAGGUUCAACACUCGCAACUACGCUGGUGAGGUAUUCACCAGGGCAAAACCUCAAGGAGGUGGAGGAAAAACACAUUGUGUCGAUCUUAGGGCCAAAGAAUGCUCGUACGGUUUCAACGAGUCGAAUAGUAGACACAAAUACAUAAAGUUCGGCCCGUUGAAUGGUUCAUCUAUAAUGGAUAUGUGCAGAAUAGAUCGCAUGUGUUCAUUUUGCAUUGUCGUUCAUACUGUCAAGAUUGUAGGUUUACAGGGCAAAGGCCUACCUGUGUUCGUAACGAUUCGAUUGGUGCAGUGCUUCUUAACAACCGCUUCAUUUUUGUUUAACCUUUCGGUUGAGAUGGUCAUUAAAUAUGGUAUCAAAUCCCACAAGCCAAAUGAAAGAGUGCCCAAGAACGGAUUCCAGCUCCCCGACGUCCCCAACGAAGUGGAAGAAUACAUGAUUUUUCAGCCCGAAGAUGAAAGUAAAAUCGAUGAAACAUUCGGCAUUUGUUUAUUGGGCUAUUUUGCUGGGAUUGGAUUUACGGGUUCAUUGGGGAUAUGGAGAAUUAGGGAUUUUAGAAUAGAAAUAGGGGAGGAGAAUGACGUGUCGCUCCACAUCACGUUUUGUCGACCAAGGAUACUUCCGGCCUACCUAGCGCUAAGGAUCUUAAUUGGAUUUCCUUCCUUAUGUGUUCUUCUAAUCAUUAAAUUUCGAACAAGGCAUUUGUCAAUGUUUGGCCCAAUAGAAAGAUUCUUGCAAAGUAACAAAAAUCUCACAACAAUUCGAUACUCUUACUCAGACGUAAGAAAAAUGACAAGAGGUUUUCGUGAAAAACUAGGCGAAGGGGGUUAUGGUUCGGUUUACAAAGGAAAACUCCGCAGCGGUCAUGACGUGGCCGUCAAAGUACUCAACAAGCCUAGAGCAAAUGGGCAAGAUUUCAUAAAUGAAGUUGCAACCAUUGGAAUGAUCCAUCAUGUUAAUGUGGUUAAACUUGUCGGAUAUUGUGCAGAAAGAUCCAAACGUGCCCUUGUCUAUGACUUUAUGCCUAACGGCUCCCUUGAGAAGUACUUAUUUAGUAAAGAGACGAGAAAUUCGCUUAGCUUGGAAAGGAAGUUUGAGAUUGCCGUUGGAGUUGCUCGUGGAAUUGAAUAUUUGCACAAAGGAUGUAACAUCCAAAUUCUACAUUUCGACAUAAAGCCUCAUAACAUACUUCUAGAUGAUAAUUUCACACCCAAAAUCUCGGAUUUCGGACUCGCGAAGUUUUAUUCUACGGAGAAUACCACGGUGACUCUCACUGCAGUUAGGGGAACAAUAGGGUAUGUGGCUCCUGAACUGAUGAAUAGAAGCAUUGGAAGUGUGUCUUCCAGGGCCGAUGUUUAUAGCUUUGGAAUGUUGUUGAUGGAAAUGUUGGGCCUAAAUAGAGGUACGGGGCCUAAUAAUGAGAACAAAUCGAGCCAAUAUUUCCCAUAUUGGAUUUAUGAUCACUUGAAUGAACGCAACGACAUCGAAAUUGGAAAUGCCGACAAAAAUGACUAUGAUGAUGACGAUGAGGACGACAAUGCAAGAAAAAUGAGGAGAAAGAUGACAAUAGUUGGGUUGUGGUGCAUACAAAUGAAGCCAAGUGAUCGUCCGUCAAUGAGCGAUGUUUUAAAAAUGCUCCAAGGGGAAAUCGAGAAUUUGCAAAUUCCACCUCAGCCUUCCCAAUCACAUGAUAUUGAAUACUUCAACGAUCAAAAUUGGGAGACAGAGUCAACUGGUUCCAUGGCCUUGUUGUGUAAUGAUUCUUUAACUGGUCAUUGA
Molecule: messenger RNA, 2256 nt
Organism: Erythranthe guttata (spotted monkey flower)
Lineage: Eukaryota; Viridiplantae; Streptophyta; Magnoliopsida; Lamiales; Phrymaceae
Source: RefSeq, a predicted model, not a curated record